CCGGUAUGGCUGUCACACAGGCUCAUGAGGCCGAUAUAUGGUUCAACAAGCUCGCUUUGAAGCAGCAACAAGCUCCACUAUGCUCUGUCCAGACCAACGGGCACAUUUCACAGAAUGUGGAAAAUGACCACGAAGACUUCGAUACGCUAGACGAUACUGCAGGCCUGGGAAUGCCCAAGAAAGAUGAGACGGACUCGCAAAUACACCUCUUGCUCAAGAAGCGCAACAUGUCCAACGAUCGUCUAUUAGAAACGCUCAUUGGCAAGAAAGCCGCAGAAGCAAAACGAAAAUCUCAAGCGGUGUCCAAGAGCAAUAUCGCAUCAAACCAUGCCGCUCCGAAGCCCGUAGUCUCUUCAUCCAGGCCGCGAGAAGACAGCAGCGACGACGAAGAGGAGCUGGGUCGCGCGUCCGCAUUUACGUCAAAGAGGAAGACAAGAGAUCGAAAUCUGCCAGCAUACACGGUCGGUGGUGCACAUUCUCCCGCUCAUGUCCAUAUCGAUGCACAACCUGAAGAUCCAAGGGAGGAUCUGGCGACUGUCAAAGCACUGGCGAAUGGAGAUCAGGCUCAGAAGGAGAAAGACAGCGGAGAAGAGUUCAAGCCUAGCAGGAGAAAGGCGACGAGUUAUUUGGACGAGCUACUAAGCAGCAAGAAGAAGAAAAAGAAGAAGAGCAAGGGGAAGGCAUAGUCUGAUAGGAUAAGAUGAGCUCUGACACAACUACGAAAAUCGUCGUUCUGAU
This is a messenger RNA of Pseudocercospora fijiensis CIRAD86, 738 nucleotides long. RefSeq lists its product as uncharacterized. Bases 6 to 686 code for a protein of 226 amino acids. The record is from RefSeq and is a predicted model, not a curated record. The transcript has a single exon. Lineage: Eukaryota; Fungi; Ascomycota; Dothideomycetes; Mycosphaerellales; Mycosphaerellaceae.